Molecule: messenger RNA, 1049 nt
Organism: Procambarus clarkii (red swamp crayfish)
Lineage: Eukaryota; Metazoa; Arthropoda; Malacostraca; Decapoda; Cambaridae
Source: RefSeq, a predicted model, not a curated record
GUGUAGUGGGCACCCUCACUUUGGACACUACUGCCUGCUGCCUGCUGUUCGUAUCCAUGCCCACCAAUAUGGGCAAGUGCAUCACCUAUUACGCCGCCGCCGACCACAACCAGAUCGUUAUGGGCGAGAGUCUGGGUCUGUCCCUCUUCGUCAACGUUACCCCGGACGACUACCCAGAGAUCGACCCGAAGAUCCUGGACGUGUCUAAAAUGACGAAGACGGGUCUGCAGGUCUCCGUGAUGAGUAACUUGACCCACCCUUCCCACGUUGUGUUGGGUCAGGGCAUCCCCAUCCUUCCCCGGGCCUACACAGCCAUACAAGUCUCCCUCACUGUGGUGGUGGAUGCGGGCAUCAAGACUGUGGUCGACUGGUCAGAGACUGAGUGCGUUCCAUCAAAUGAAGUGAACUACAAGCUGAAUGAAGAUGUCUUCCUAAAUACUGAGCCAAACUGCGAAGUUGGGGCUUCUAAUUUUUGCAUCAAGCAAGUCUGCAACUGUUCCUACUAUGGUCGUCUGCUUAACUCAAAUGACAGCUGGAAGCCAUGCUCACUGAAUACCAAUUUCCAGUACUUCAGCGCUGUCUUCAACGUUAUGAAGUACGACCCUCCUUACCGCGUUCACGGUAACGUGGCUCACGAGGGAGAGAAACUGAAUGAAACUCUGGUUCUGCAGUGCUUGGGUAAAGCGUACAGGAGGUGCCAGCGGCCGUGUACACUCUCGGACUACACCUACACCAGCACCAACCUGGCCAUCCCGGACUACCAAUACCAGGCCAUGCGCCAACAGUUCUCCCUGCAGAAUAGGAGUGACGUGGCAGCCGUCGUGGCGUUCUUCCCUACCAUGCGCUACACCGAGAUCAAACACUGGCAUCGAACUAUUGAACAAUUUAUGAGUGAACUGGGCGGCUACACCGGCGUCUUCCUCGGCUGCUCCUUCAUCACCUUGAUCGAGAUGUUCGUCUUCGGUGUGCUCUUCUGCACGGUCAUCGUCAGCAACAUCAGAGCCAGACUCUGGGGCAGUGUAGAUCCAUCUCCAUCAAUGUUCCCUUAA